CUCCUGCUGCAGUUGGGGGACGUCGGCCGCUUCCAGAAGAUCCAGAUGAUUCUGUUGAUUCUGCCCCUGCUCCUGACGUUUUUGCACAGCACCCUGCAGAACUUCACCGCCGUCAUCCCCACCCACCACUGCCGCCCCCCUGCCAACACCAACCUCAGCGAGGACAGGGACCCGGAGGCCUGGCUGCCCCGGGAUGGGCAGGGGCGGCCAGAGUCCUGCCUCCUCUUCACCUCCCCACAGCGGGGACCGCCCUUUCCCAACGGCACAGGGGCCACAGAACCCUGUCCCCACGGCUGGAUCUACGACAACAGAACCUUCCCUUCCACCAUCGUGACUGAGUGGGACCUUGUGUGUACACGCAAGACUUUGCUGCAGUUGAGUCAGUCCAUCUUCAUGGCAGGAAUACUGGUCGGAAACUUGAUGUCUGGGAUCAUGGCAGACAGGCUGGGCCGCCUGAAGGUGCUGACCUGGAGCUACCUGCUGUUAGUGGUCUCAGGGACCUGCGCUGCCUUCGCCCUCAACUUCUCAGCCUUCUGCGCUUGCCGAUUCCUCUCAGGCAUGGCUGUGUCUGGUGCCAGCAGCUCAUCUGUGAUUCUGAAUCUGGAGUGGCUGCCCAUCCAUGCCCGUCCAAGUCUGGGCCUCCUAUUAGGACUUGUUCCCACCCUAGGCCAGCUCUCCCUGGCAGGCAUGGCUUAUGCUCUGCCCCUCUGGCGCCACCUACAGCUGUUGGUGUCUCUGCCCCUCUUUGUCACCUUCGUCUACUCCAGGUUCUUCGUAGAGUCUGCCCUCUGGCACUCCUCCUUGGGGAACCUGGACGUCACCCUGAAGGCCCUGCAGAGAGUGGCCCAGAUCAAUAGGAAGCAAAAAGAGGGCGCCAAGCUGAGUGCAGAGCUGCUCCAGAUGAGUCUGCAGAAGGGCCAAGCCCAGCCGUCGAUGCUGCAGAUGCUGCGCUCCCCUGCUCUGUGUCAGCUCUUCUUCUGUAUCAUCCCACUGUGGCUCGUAAUUCUUUUCGGCCUCUAUGGCAUGGUCAUGAGUCUGCAGUUUGGAAUCAACAUCUACCUGGCCCACGUGUUCUUCACGAUUGUGGACCCACCAUUUUAUUUCCUGGGCUUUUUGGCCACCAAAUCACUUGGCCGCAAACGUACCCAAACAGCCUCCUUGCUGUUGUCGGGGGUCUUCACUGUGACCUGUGCCAUGAUCCCCCUGGAUCACAUAUUCCUCCGCAUCACGAUGGCCGUGAUAGGAAAAGGCUGUUUGGUUGGCUCCAUGAACUGCCUCCUUAUGUACAUGGGAGAGCUGUACCCCACAGUAAUGAGGCAGAGAGGUAUGAAUGUGACAAGCUGCUUGGCCAACAUAGGCAGCAUCCUGAGCCCGCUGGUGGGCAUGACCUCCGACCUCUACCCUUCCCUGCCUCUUUUCAUCUAUGGAGGGGUCCUCGUGGCUGCCUGCCCCAUCACUGCCCCCCUGCCAGAGACGCUGGGGCUGCCGCUGCCCAACACACUGCAAGACCUGGAGAGAAGGUGGGAAGAGAAAUCGGGGCAGAAGCAGCAGGAACAGCAGAUGGUCCCACUCCAGUCCUCCUGAGAACCGAGCAGGGGCAGAGGGUGGACGGAGUCCCUGCAUCUCCACCCCAGGAGGAGGAACAGAGAAAUCGCAGCCAGGGGAAGAUGCGAGGGGCCUCGACUGGACCUGUGGUUCCAGAGAAUACUUCCCCGGGGCCCCCCACUCCUGGUCAGACCCAUCCUAUCAUUUCAUUAAAAACAGCU
Molecule: messenger RNA, 1766 nt
Organism: Cervus elaphus (red deer)
Lineage: Eukaryota; Metazoa; Chordata; Mammalia; Artiodactyla; Cervidae
Product: solute carrier family 22 member 6-like
Biological process (GO): transmembrane transport
Cellular component (GO): membrane
Source: RefSeq, a predicted model, not a curated record